ACGUCGACGCAGCUGUCAGAUGCAGGACCAGAGCUUCUCACACAAGCGAACAAAAAAAAAAAACACGGGCUUUGCGACCUGCAAGACACAUGAACUUCGUCCAUUUCUGUUUAAAGAUGGUUUGAGGAGUAACCGAGAGAUAGUCCCCAGCAUCUCUUCAUCACUCUGAUCUCAUCUUAUCAUCACCAUGGAGACUGCCAACAACUACGUGCUGAUCCACGGGAAAAACAUAUCCCACAAUACCCUUGGAGGCUCUGCUGCCGUGCCCCACAUGUCCAUCGACAAGCUCUUCCCAGCUCUGCUUGAGUGCUUUGGCAUCAUAUUGUGUGGCUACAUAGCUGGCAGGGCAGAUAUCAUCACAGAGAGCCAGGCGAAGGGUUUGGGGAACUUUGUGUCUAAGUUUGCUCUUCCAGCGCUGCUCUUUAAAAACAUGGUGCUGCUGGACUUUGGAGAUGUGAUCUGGGCAUUUCUCUGGAGUGUGCUGGUCGCCAAGGUGACAGUGUUUGUGCUGGUGUGUGUGCUGACUCUGAUGGUGGCCAGUCCAGACAACAGAUACAGCAAAGCUGGUCUGUAUGCCAUCUUUGCUACGCAGAGCAAUGACUUUGCCUUAGGAUACCCUAUAGUUGAUGCUUUGUAUCGGAGCACAUACCCAGAGUACCUCCAGUACAUCUAUCUUGUCGCCCCCGUGUCCCUCAUGAUCCUCAAUCCCAUCGGCUUUGCUCUUUGUGAGGUGCAGAAGUGGAGGCAGGCCAGCCAUUCACAUCACAGCACUGUUGGCAUUGUGGGAGUUGUAGUCCUACAGGUGCUGAAGAACCCAGUCGUAUUCAUGGUGAUAGUGGGCAUCAUAGCCCACUUUGCCCUGGCCCAGCAGAUCCCUGCUGUGCUAUCUGAGUUCAUAGAUGGCCUGGCUAACUCUUUUGGAGGCGCAGCCUUGUUUUAUCUCGGCCUAUCUAUGGUUGGCCAACUUAAAAAACUAACCAGAGACACAGGAGUGGCCCUGAUUCUCCUCAUCACAGCCAAACUCCUGGUGAUGCCUCUGGUCUGUAAAGACAUGGUUGAUAUUCUGGAUGUCGGAGUGAACAGCACGAGCGCCAACCACACCAGUCUGUCUAACUUUGCUUUCCUAUAUGGAGUCUUCCCGACUGCUCCGAGUGUGGCCAUCUACGCUGCCCACUACAACAUGGAGCUAGAAGUGGUAACAUCCGGGAUGGUCAUCAGUACGUUUCUGUCUGCACCCAUCAUGUAUGUCUCAGCCUGGUUAUUAACAAUCCCCCUGAUGGACCCGACCCCCCUGGUGACAGAACUUGAAAACGUCAGCUUCAACAUCAGCAUUGUCAGCCUGUUAGCAAUGGUGUGGACCAUAGUGGUGAUGUUGCUCAGCAGAAAAUUCAACAGACUUCCGCACCUCUUUUCUUUGAAUCUUUUCUUGGCUCAGUUCUUGGUAUGUGUCAGUAUGAUCCUGUGGAACGUCUUGGUGAAACAAGAGGGCAAUUUGAUUGGCAGAAUUAUCACCUUCACGCUGCUCUAUGGCUCUCUGUACAGCACCUACAUCUGGACGGGUUUGAUCCCUCUGUGUCUGGCUCUGACUGACAGAGAUGAUCUGCUGAGACUCCGACCUGGAGUAUUCAUGGUUUUGGGUUGGGGGGUUCCCUUCCUUAUGGUCGGAAGCCUUCUAAUAUUUGGGGAAAGGACUGAGACCAUCGAUUCUGCCUUUUUCUAUGGCAGGGCACAGAUCAUUAGCACGGCAGUGGUGCUUGCAGUCAGCCUGGGGCUCGGUGCAAUAUCUCUGAUGGGCCUCAGCCAGGGAGACAGGGAGCAGAGAGGCUAUGAGGCCCUGAGCAGAGCUGCUGUAACAGGCAAUAAUGAGCUGAGGCCCCCUGGUGGCACAGACGACUCGCAACAACCACAACAACGGCUGACAGCAAAUUCGCCUGCCUGCAGCAUCAACUCAGACCACAACGGUUUCUCUCCUCUCCAGUCCUUACCGGAUAUGAUUGCAAGCACGCAGAGGGAGCACCCCAACAGCACAGGCCACAGUGGGGCGCUGUUAGACGGGCAGACACUGGGCUCUACCACCUCUGAGCAGCCGCUGGACCUGCCGCCACCGGUUCAACCCACUGACGAUAAACAGACAGUCAGACACGUUCUGCUCUGUCUGCUCCUCAGUGUCAGUCUGCUGGCGAACCUGUCCAGCUGUCUAUGGUGGCUGUUCAACAAAGAUCCUGGAAGACUUUACCUUGAACUCCAGUUCUUCUGUGCUGUGGCCAAUUAUGGACAGGGUUUCCUGUCAUUUGGCAUCUUUGGUCUGGACAGACACCUUAUCCUGCUGCCCUUUAAAAAGAGGUUUUUGGGCCUGUGGCAGGGCAGGGACGUCGAUGAUUUAAGUCCUUCAAGUGUACCAGAGGAGGUCAGACUCACCUGUACCCAGUUUGUCCGCUACCACAAAGAUCAAUGUGUACAAGACAUUGUGCACACUCGCAGGUACAAGUUUGGAGGAGGACUGGAGGAGGAGGAGGAGGAGGAGGAGAAGGCUUUGAGACAUUCCCCAUCAAAUCAGCCCCAGCACUUUGACCCGCAUCAGGAUCCUCAGGAGAAACUAAACCUCGAGCCGCAGAAUCUGCACCAAAAUCAAGUUCCAGCUGAAUCCUGCAGCCAGUAUUCCCUUUCAUCUGGAUCCAAGCUUGAUCCUGACAGUGACCACAAAGCUCAGGUCCCGGCUAAUCCCCACCCACACCAGCAUGGUCUAGCUUCAAGCUCAACCCAUCUCCAGCAGCAUCCCCAGUCCUGCUCGGAAAGCGUGUUUCGGGGAAGUGACUUGGUGGACUGGCUGACAGAGCGGGGCUUGUGCGCUGGGCGAACCGACGCCAAACUGUAUUGUGUUCGACUUCAACAGGGAAGAGUCAUUGCCCACAUAGGAGGUCAGGGCAGUUUCAGGGAUGAUCCCACUGCGCUGUACAUCUUCACAUAGGGAGGAGAAAGGGGAGGGGAGGUCCAAUGACAUUUAAGAGGAAUUGAGAUGGAGGUACAAAGCUGCAACCACCAUGACCCAGUGUCAAAACCAAAGCAGAAGUGCCUUAUGGUGCAGUUUCUUCAACGACCACCAGAUACUGGUUAGGUCAUGGCUAAGUGACUCAUAACUAGCCUGAUAAAAGUAGUCUGUCCUGGUUGAAUCAGUGGUUUUCAGGUUGAUAUUCAGUGGUGUAUUCGUAGAAGCUGCUUCCUUGUCAAAGCGGUUGUUGAGACAGUUGAGAAAGAAUAAGUGGAGAUGAAGAAGAAAGAAGCUCUCCCCUCUCCUGACUCUGGACUAAAUCUUCACUUCUGUUUACUCUUUAAUCAAACAUGGUCUCACUGCUCAGAACUGAGCUUGCUUUUAUAUCAGCUGUAUGAUUUUAAACUUCCUCUUUUCUGGAUACCUGUUAGCCAGUCAACUCCUUAAUGAGGAUACACAUCUUCAAUGUGUGAAGGACAAUUAAGUUGCCAUUCAUCAGCCUGUAGUCGCCAAAUAUUGUUUUAUUUUGUGUGACAUUGCGCUAAAAUGUAUCCAUAAGCCUUGAGAGCUGCUCACUGAAAGCCAAGAUCAUCUUGAAUCCGCCCGAUAUUUCAGCAUUGGAUAUUUUUGCACGGUGUAUUUUUGUAACCACUCUGGGCCAUGAUGAAAAAACUUGCAUGACUCAAAGCAGAUGAGACUUCUACUCAGCACUGAACCGUUUGCACUGAGAGAAUAAUAACAUUCUUCACAGGCAACACACUGGAUUUCUGUCUUCUGAUGAUGCUGCGGAAGAUAUUUGUUAGCUUUGCAUCGUGUUAUUGUUUUGCUGCUGUAAUCCUGGAACUCUUGGCUUAAGCCUGAUUUUUUUUUUCCCAAGUCACUAAUUGGCUUUAUUCAGCAAGCAGAGAAGCCUUUACCGCCAAAUCUGGCAGAAGUUUGAUUAAAAAAACGUAGUCAUAGCUACACCUAAAUUUCAAGUUUUUCUUGUUUAGGAAGCACUAAUACAUUUUUUGUACACCAGAUUCUUAAUUCUAGCAUUUUUUUGGGUGACCAAUUCAAAAGACACUUGUUGAAUUAAGCUUGUUUGAACCUUCAGAACAUAAAACAGCACAAGAAUCCUUUAUGUCAAACACCUGUCUGCUGAAAAGCUGAUGUUACAUUUGUGCUACUAGGUAACACUGAUAAAGUCAUGAUUACUGUCCUAAGCUCUGCCAAUACUUUCCUGAACUCAGAACUGACGUAUGAGGAUAAAGCUUAUGAAGGCUGUAGGUCUAACCAAUAUGUUUACAGAUUGUUCAGCUCACACUGAGCGACUGGCAGCACUCACUACACUACACAUAUUGUUUGCCUGUUAAAUUGCUGCUUUUUAUUGUUUUUGUAACUAUUAAGUUUAAUGUGUGUAAGCAGGCCUGUGUGAAAUGUGACAAAUGUUACUGGCUUUAUUUCCAUAACACUCAAAGAAGUUCUUCACCAUCAUUUGAGCCCUAAAGGAUUCGAUUAAAAAAAAAAAAAAGAAUUUUCUUUAUCACUAAUUUUACAUGUGCAAAUUUGUCUGUCUUCCAACAACCAACGCCACGUUUAGUUCAUGUGAUUCACGUCAGGUUGUUAAAUUGACAGAGUUGUUUUAAUGAGAUUAGUGCCUGCCUGUGCCAAUGUGAAGGUGUGUGUGUAUGUGUGUGUGUGUGUGCAUGAAGAAAAGUGUCUUUGAGUUCUUCGUGUGGUGUGUGUUUUUAAGUGUUGUAAAGCGCUGAGAGAGAACAAGAGGGAUUUGAAUAUGAGUUACUGUGUGCUGUUGUUUCACACGUUCAGUGUUACUUUGGACGUCUUGUUGCUGUAAAUCAAUCAGGGUCAAUGACUGUGUGACCAUGACAAAGGCACAAAUAAACUACUGUUUGCAUCCUA
Labrus bergylta (ballan wrasse) is the source of this 4891-nucleotide messenger RNA. NCBI's taxonomy places the organism in Eukaryota, Metazoa, Chordata, Actinopteri, Labriformes, Labridae. The record is from RefSeq and is a predicted model, not a curated record.